Molecule: messenger RNA, 2757 nt
Organism: Zootoca vivipara (common lizard)
Lineage: Eukaryota; Metazoa; Chordata; Lepidosauria; Squamata; Lacertidae
Source: RefSeq, a predicted model, not a curated record
AAGAUGAUUUGAAAUAACUUCAGAAAAUAAGAAGAGCCUGCUGAAUUAGGCCAGUGGCCCAUCUAGUCCAGCAUCCGGUUCUCACAGUGGCCAACCAAAUGCAUGUGGGAAGCAGGACAUGAGGGGAAGCUUCUAAAUUGCAAAUUUGCUGCUUCCACUUCUGAGGAAGUGACGGGCAGGAAUGACCAGUGCUGGCUCUGAGGUCCUCUGCUGGCUGUGAGGAGUAAAGAGCACAGGAUUUUGAUUGUCUGCCAACUCAACCUGAAAUGACUUCUGACCAUGUUAUACGCAUGCAUUUUAUCCUCUGCAAGCUGUAAAAAUAUUCAAAACGCCCUUGCUGAAAUCAUUUGUUGCUACUUGCUGUCUCCCACUCAGCCACUGCUUUGUGUAACCUGAAUCCUCCAGUAAAGGCUGAUUCUGUGGACACUCUUCCUUUUAAUCUGCAUUUAGGGUGAUCCCACGGCUGGUUUGGGAAGCGUUGUGCACAUUCCACUCAGAACACCCAGCUUCAUUGGGUUAACAGAUGCCUCCACAUAUUUCAUUUAUUAUUUUGUUUCUGAACAUAUGUGUUUUCAUUUCAACACAAUAACCUGAAGAAAAGGCCUGCAUAGCUUUUAGGUUUGCUUUUCCUUUUUCUGACAUUUACUAAUCUAACAAAGAGAUGAAGUUUCUUGAUUGAAGAUUGCAAUAAGCCUCUGCAUUGCUUUAUUGGUUUAUUGGAAUGCUAAUAAUAAUAAUAAUAAUAAUAAUAAUAAUAAUAAUAAUAAUAAUACAGCUAUAAUGUUGCUAAGUCACCAAUGAAAGCUUCUGGUGUACCAAAGGACAUUCUGCAGAAAAUCACUGAUAAAAAGUUGGCCAUAGGUUAUUUAUCCUCUGAAAGCAAUGCUAGAACAUUCUGCUGAAAGUUACUGAUAAAAAGUUGGCCAUAGGUUUUCCUGCCCUUCUCUCUCAUUUCUUAAGGGUACUUAAGCACUCCCCUCCUAUUGUGCCAACAGAAGACAUUUUACAAAGCUACAGUUCCCAGCAUCUUUAACAAAUCUCAGUUCCCAGGAUUCUUUGGGGAAUGCCAUGCACAUCAAAUGUGUUUUACAUGUGCUGGCAAAAUGAACACAGCCAGAGGCAGUUUUGGAUCUUAUUCAUACGGUCCUUUCUUUCCUUACAUCCUUUGCGUGUUCAUUGGGCACUUGGAACACCCUUCAGCCCAUCAGAAGACAGCUAUUAUUUAUCAUGUGAAAGCAAUGUUGAUAAGUCAACAAGGAAACAGCUGGUUUGCCAAAGGACAUUCUAAUGAAGUUUACUGAUAAAAAGUAGGUCAUAGUUUUCUCCGCCCUUCUAUCUCAUUUGUUCAGGGCAUUUGCUUAGACCCUCCCCUCCUAUUAUGACAACAGAAGACAUUUCAUUGGAAACACGAGCUUCAUUUUUCUCACUCGAGUUUUUCCUUUCGCCACAAGAGUGUUGUUCAGUUUCAGCCUGCAGCCAAGAACUGAAGAAGCACAGAAGCAGAAAAUGGCACUUAGCAAAGACCGUGGCAUUACAAUGAAUGAUGGGAACAAAAUCCCAAUACUGGGGUUUGGAACCUAUUCCCCAGACGCUGUUCAAAAAAGUAAGUGUGAGGAGGCUACAAAGAUAGCAAUAGAAGUCGGCUUCCGUCAUAUUGAUGGCGCAUAUGUAUACGAGACCGAGGAGCAAGUUGGGCGGGCCAUUCGUGCGAAGAUUUCAGAUGGAACAGUAAAAAGGGAAGACAUUUUCUACACCGGAAAACUCUGGAGUACCUUCCACCGCCCUGAGCUGGUUCGGAAAUGCUUGGAAGAAUCGCUGAAGAAACUCCAGUUUGACUACAUGGAUCUGUUCAUAAUUCACAAUCCGUAUUCUAUGAAGCCUGGACCAGAUUUAGUUCCCUUGGGAGAAGACAAAAAAUUUAUUAUUGACAACGUAGAUCUUCGGCAGACAUGGGAGGCAAUGGAGGCGUGCAAAGAUGCUGGCUUGGUGAGGUCCAUCGGAGUGUCCAACUUCACCCGUAAGCAGCUGGAAAUGAUCCUGAACAAGCCAGGACUGAAAUACAAACCAGCAAUAAACCAGGUUGAAUGCCAUCCUUAUCGGAACCAAAGCAAGCUGCUGGCCUUCUGCAAGUCAAACAAUAUCGUCCUUGAAGGAUAUAGUGUCCUAGGAUCCCAAAGGGACCCAAGAUGGAUAGAUACAAACACUCCUGUCCUGCUUGAAGACCCUUUGUUGGUUGCGAUCGCCAAGAAGUACAACAAAAGCCCAGCUCUCGUGGCUAUUCGCUACCAACUGCAGCGCGGCCUGGUAGUCCUGGUGAAGACCUACACCAGAAAACGAAUUGAGGAAAAUGCCCAGGCAUUUACUUUCCAGCUGUCUGAGGAGGAUAUGAAAUCCAUUGAUGGCCUUCACAAAAACAUGAGCUUCAUAAAAGCGGAAAUAUUUUCUGGUCACCCACAGUAUUACCCACCAGAUGAGGAGUGAGGACUCGUCUCCCAUCUCCAAUUUAUUUCCUUCUGAACUGGGUACUUUCUCAUGGAAAACAUUUCUUCUCACUAGGGAUGGGAAAAUCUGUCAGUAUCAGUUCCUCCCAACAACCCACCACCUCAUUUUCCACUCUUCAAUUCCUCACAUCUCCACAUCAGUUUGGGAUUUUAAAAAAUAUCAUGAAAAUUCAUCAGUGCAAAUUUCUCCUACCACCCACUUUUUUCUUUGCACUUUUGGCUAAAAUAAAGCAUGAUUGCAUGGUGUUUUCACUGA